UGUUUUCAAGCUGCCGCGUUCGAUUAAGUCUAAAUGCAAUAUCCACAUAACUUGUUUCAGUUUAUAUUAAAUUAUGUUCACCUAAUCUACGAUUUUUAAAAUUAGCUAGCCGUGGAUUUCGGACUUUACGGCUUUCGUGCGUCUAUAAAUUAGAGUGAAGCGUUUGCAUUACAGCAGAUUAAUCGUUUUGAUAUAAAGUUACAUGAAGUGAGUCUAACGUGUUUUGCUGUGAAUAAAGUUUAAGAUAUUAGCAUUAGCUAACUGCACCGGGGCCUCCCACAAACCGCUAGGCUGUGUUUAGUUAGCGGACGUGUUUGAAUCUAGCAAAAAACAAAUCUUUACCUUAACCUUUUGAGGGAAACUAAUCGAACAAAAACAUUUGAAUUAAAGAAACGUGCCUGGACAUUAUUGUGGUUAGAAUAAGUUUAGUCCCAACGUCACCCUAUUACUUAUUAUUGUUCGUGAACGUGAUGUAAAUGCAGCACUUUAGAUGAUAAUACUAGACGUAAGUGCUCCUGUUUGAUAAAGUUUUAGACAUGGAUUUCAAGGAAAGCGUCACUAAGGAAGAAGGAAGGAACGUGGCUCAUGCAGCUCCAGGAAAAGAAACGCAAACUAAACAGACCUUUUCCGACCAUAAACCUUUAUCUGCCAAUUCGAAGAUGAUUUGUGACCAAAAGACCAGCCUCCAGCCUCCAUGGAACUCCUUUGACUAUUUUACUAAUUUUAAAGUUGAGAUUGUGAACAGUUGUGCUCAAAAAAGGAAAUUGGAGCUUUCCAGUUGUGACGACGGUUAUGAGACCCCGUCCAAAAAGGUCUCGUUGGACUCAAACGUGGAUGAUGUCUCGUGCCUCAGUCCUAUUAGCACUAAUGCCGAUACUGCCGUCAAAGGCUCUGAUGCAGUAAUUAGCUGCCAAAAUAAACCUGGACAAAAACUGAAAGAAACACAUCCACAGAUGGAAAAGCAAGAAAAGAUGAAGGAAAACACAAAUGUGGACGAGAAAGAGGACAAAGGUCAUUUCUCUGUGAGCUGCACAGGUCAACUACCUACAGAACAGCAAGAAUCUACCACUGAUAGUGGUUUAUAUUGUAAUGGUUCUGUGCUGGUGUUAGAUUCUUGGGACUUACAUGUAGGGGGUUUUGAAGAGGUUCAGAGCAUCUCACACAUUGGUCCCCCAAUAUUUGAAUCCACAAUGUGUUGCGGUGAUUCUGGAGAGUUGUCAUUUAAGGAACUUCCUAGAGCUAGUACUGAUUUCAUUGACAGUCAUCAUGAUGCUCAGGAAGAUGAUGUUGGGGACACCAGUACUGAAGCUACCUUGCCUUUAAACGUUAAGGUAAAAUCAGUUGUAGUGGUGCCCAACCCUCAGACUACCUGCUUUAAAGCAGAUCCGACUGUACUGGACCAGAACCAUGUCAACCUAAGCACAGGGGAGAAAGUAUUCGAAAGUGCUGCCAGUAAACACAGGAGUCAAAGGGAUGCAGUUGUGAAAGAAGAGUUGACCUGGGAGCAGCAGAAAAAUCAAUAUGUUAAUCUGGUCACCAAACAUAUCAAUGGAAAAACAGAAAAUCAGGAUGUGAUGACUGAGCUGCUCAGCCUCAUGACCCAGGUUGCGGACCAGGCACCAGUUGGUGACACAGCUUGGCAGCAUCCCUCCAAUCUCACCAGAAGGAAUUACCAGAGGCUCUUUGGAUUCCCAACCCCCAAAAUGUCCCUCCAGGACUGGCACACUAAAAACGGUGCACACAAGCGCUUUGCAGCAAUCCCUAGUGUCUUCAAACGAAGUCCGUUGCCAUAAACGUUAUAGACUGGCUGAGGUGGAUAGAAAGGACUUUCAUUGUGAUUGUUGGACUGUUUCUUCUAACAAGUUUUUUUUUCUUUGUAUGUUGGUGUGCUGUCUCUUAAUGCAUGUAACUUUUAUAUGUACUGUAAAUAAUUGUGUGGGUUUUGGUGUUCAGGUAAUUAUGCCUUCGGGAAUGUGCUCUUUGUGGUGCGUCUUGACUAUUAUGUGUUGUAUUGUAUUUUCACCAUUUUAAAAUUUUCUGCACUUUUGGUGUUGAUCAAGCUAUAAACUUUGUAAGUGUGUAUUGUCUCAAUGCGAUUAGGGCAAUCAACAUACAGUCACCCAGCGUACUUGAUGGCCCCGAUGGCAACCUCCCUUCUUUUUGUAGGCCUCUUACACUGACUGCAGCUACCAACGUCUUUCCUCUAGGCUGGUAGAAAUAUUAAGCUGUCGCCCACAAACAGUGCUGUAGGCAUUAGGUUAGCAAAAAUAGUGCGGGUCAGAUUGCUCAUUUUUCAGCCUAGAUUAUAAGGGAAGGUUUCUCCUUAAUGUCCUUGCUUAUGGCUGUCUGGCAUUUCUACAAGGUGGUUCUGCUGAUUAAGCACUUUUAUUAAAGUCUACACUGUUUACUUUGCA
Messenger RNA from Betta splendens (Siamese fighting fish), 2414 nucleotides. RefSeq lists its product as uncharacterized. Gene Ontology annotation, cellular component: nucleus; cytosol. Gene Ontology annotation, molecular function: calcium-dependent protein binding. The transcript has 6 exons. Lineage: Eukaryota; Metazoa; Chordata; Actinopteri; Anabantiformes; Osphronemidae. Bases 537 to 1793 code for a protein of 418 amino acids. The record is from RefSeq and is a predicted model, not a curated record.